Molecule: messenger RNA, 1461 nt
Organism: Lytechinus variegatus (green sea urchin)
Lineage: Eukaryota; Metazoa; Echinodermata; Echinoidea; Temnopleuroida; Toxopneustidae
Gene: ndufs4
Product: NADH dehydrogenase [ubiquinone] iron-sulfur protein 4, mitochondrial-like
Exons: 4
Coding region: 38-541 (167 amino acids)
Biological process (GO): electron transport chain
Source: RefSeq, a predicted model, not a curated record
ACAACAUUACGUCUGUGAUUAAGACUAGCCGCUGAAAAUGGCGUCUCUGUGGAAGUCUUUUUCCGUCCUCAGACCCAAAUUAUGGUCUUGUAAUCAACUAACAUGUCGCACCUUAGCAGUUUCAGCCAUUCCUAGGGCUGCUGCCAAUCCAACAGAAACGCGGAUUGAGGAAAUUAAAGAAAAAACAAUGGAUAUUACUACCAUUUCUGGUAUUCCUGAGGAGCACAUCAAGACCAGAAGAGUUCGCAUCUUCGUACCAACCAAGCAUGCUAUGCAGUCGGGUACUAACAACAUCCAUCGAUGGACCUUGGAGUUUGACACCAGAGAGAGGUGGGAGAACCCCCUGAUGGGAUGGACAUCCACGGCUGAUCCACUAUCCAAUGUUGAUGUCUCGUUUAGGACAAAGGAAGAAGCAAUCAGAUUUGCAGAAAAGAACGGGUGGCAAUAUGAGGUGGCCGAACCUCAGGUAUCCAAACCCAGGGCCAAGAGUUAUGGAGCCAACUUCUCAUGGGAUAAGAAAACAAGAGUUACUACGAAAUGAGUAUUUUGCAUUGUUGAAUUUAAGUAGUUUCAAUUGUUCCCUGGUUGUACAGUGCAUCACAAUAGUCAAGUUUACAGAAUAUGGUUUUUAUCACAAAUUGGCUAAAGGAGUACUUUUUUUUAUUAUCUGUACUGUUCUUUAUGCAAAUUUAUGAACUUGAUAAAGAAAAUCUUGACGCAAUGCUAUAUUUUGGAAUUUUGGGCAUAACAAGAUUGUGAAUUUAAUUUUUUAAAAGAGUUAUUUUUGUUCUCCACAUAAUAAAUUGAUCCAUAUGUUUAUUCUGAUUUGGAAAGUAUCAGUGAUUAAAAACACAGUUUCAUUCAAAGCUACAUGUACAAUAAACCAACGACGCCUUCAAUUUAUUUUCCUGAUUAUAUCCAUUAUCUACAAUAAGACGAUUGUUCUUCUUUUCUACCAAGAUAGAUAACCCCUAUUUAAAACAUACAUUUUCCUAUAACAUGCAUUGACAGUGGUGUUACUACCCAGCAGUCACCAUCUACCAUUUGUCUUGAAUAUAUUGCCCUUUAGGUCUUUGUUUAUUUUGUAAGGUUUUAAAAGUACCAAGUCUAAUUUUGAUUUAUGCUGAAUUUUUCAUUACAAGAAAACACUCUCCUCCUCUCCUCCAGAGAAUAGAAAAAAAAUGAUGAUGGCUUAUCAUCUUUUAAACCUAAUUGCUCCUGUUAAAGUCUGUCACCAUGCUUAAUUGGUUGAUUUCUGAAAAAUUUUAUCACAUACAUUCAUCUUUAAAGUCAUUAGUAUUUAAUUUUGUGGGAUUGCUCAAGCAAUCCAAAGUGAAUUUUAGUGAAGCACCUGAAUGAUUGGCUUGACCUUUAUCAUUGUAACAUAUAGUCUAUAUUAUGAAGUAUACAAGAUACAUAUGUACAAUUCUUUAUUGAUAAUAAAGUAUCUUGUGUAUUCAC